AUGGGUAACUGCAACUUUAAACUGUUAGAAAACAGUAUACCUUUGGAGAAAAAAUAUUGCACUCACGAAGGAGAAGAUGAGAAGAUUACAAAAAUACAAGUAGCAUGUUUUACUGGUGAUUUUGAUACCAUAAUUGAUUUAUUGCCACAGUUAUGUGAAACAGUUGUUGCGCGAAAUAGGGACGAUUUGGUUCAAUUAGCUUAUAGAAGUGGAGAUUGUAAUAUAGUAAGAUUAAUCAGAGAAUAUCAAAAUUCUUUCUGGAAAGAUAAUCAACUUCAAGGCGAUUAUGAAAAUGCUAAUCCACAAACGUCUGUUGAUCGUGCAGAUAUCGCGACAUAUAUGAGGUUCAUUAGUACAGCACCUUUCUUUAUUCGACCAUUAAUUCGUCUUACCAUCGAACAACAAUGUCUCAAUCAUUUUGAUCAAAUUGUUGAACUUACUAUACAGAAUCGCGGUGAUACUUCCUGCACAGACCUCAUAGAUUUAUGGGCAACAUUCAGAAGAAAGAUAUGCAUCAAAUCCUUGCUACGUAUUUAUACCUUAGCACAACCACCAAUGUCUACUAUUAUACAAAAUAAAUCAAGUGGUUACGCGACUUUGGUAUAUGUGAAUUUACAUAAUAUCGAAUGUCGACAACGAGCAUUUAAUGGAAUAUCAUAUCGUGGUGAAUUCAUUUCAGUCAAAGAUCUAGUUACAUAUAGUGGAGCAAAAGGAAAAGAAGCACUUGUCGAAAUCAAAAACUUUUAUUCAACAUCAAAAUUAGAAGAUGUAGCAUUAUCAUUUGGUGGAUAUUCAGAUGAAAAUAAUUACAAAUUUCCUGCUCUCUAUGUUUUCGAUUUCAGAGGUGAAGCAUGUUCAACUGCUAUUGACUUAGUAAAAGAACCUGUGAUAUCAAAAUUCCCAGACGAAGAGGAAGUACUUCUGCUGCCAUACACAAUGUUUCGAGUUGUCGAUGUACAUAAAGCUGGAUAUACAGAUAAUUAUGGUUGUAAUCGCUGGAUUAUUAAUCUUAAGAAUAUCAUUGUUCCUAAACGAAAUUUUAUGUCAUUUAUAUGGGAACGUACAGAUCUCAAGAAUAAGCCAGAAAUAUUUUGUACACUCAACUAA
Molecule: messenger RNA, 1107 nt
Organism: Adineta ricciae
Lineage: Eukaryota; Metazoa; Rotifera; Eurotatoria; Adinetida; Adinetidae
Source: the annotation of a GenBank genome assembly